AUGGCGUCGGAAAACAGCCCGGAAUCCCAAGAUGAGAAAACAGCCCUUCUAGAGAGGACCCAGAACCAGAUGCACAUCAGGAAUGUGGCAACGAUUGUUAAAGCAAGCGGAUCGAAACUCACGCUUUAUCACUGGACGCAGUCCUUCAAUUCCCAGAAGGUGCGUCUGGCCAUAGCAGAGAAAGGUUUGCUCUGUGAGGAGUAUGAUGUGAGCCUGCCUCUCCGUGAACACAACGAGCCCUGGUUCAUGCAUCUGAAUCCCACUGGUGAGGUGCCGGUUCUAGUCCACAAUGACGACGUCAUCUGUGACUCAACUCAGAUCAUGGACUACCUGGAGCAGAGUUUCAAUGCUGAAGGCACACCUAAGCUGAUCCCUGAAGAGGGCAGCACAUACUACCACAGAGUGCAGCACUACAGAGAGCUGCUGGACUCACUACAGAUGGAUGCCUACACCCAUGGCUGCAUCCUUCACCCCGAGAUCACGGUGGACUCCCACAUCCCAGCAUAUGCUGCCGCCUGUAUACGAACACAGAUCGGACACACACAGUCUGAGCUGAAGAAACUGGCAGAGCAGAACCCAGAGCUCAAAGAAGCUUAUAUAGCCAAACAGAGGCGCUUGAAAUCCAAGUUGUUUGACCAUGACAACAUGAAGUACCUGAAGAAGCUUCUGGAUGAACUGGAGAGCGUGAUGGACCAGGUCGAGACAGAGCUACAGAGGAGGGUGGAGGAAACACCAGAAGAAGGCAGUCAGUCCUGGCUGUGUGGGGAUUUCUUCAGCAUGGCCGACGUCUCUCUGGCAGUCACCUUGCACCGCCUCAAGUUCCUCGGCCUCUCCCGCCGCUUCUGGGGCUGCGGUAACCGCGGUAACCUGGAGACGUACUACGAGCGCGUGGUGGAGCGCCCGGCCUUUAGGAGAGUGCUGGGCCAUGUCAACAACAUCCUCAUCUCUGCUGUCCUUCCUGUGGCUUUUCGCGUGGCCAGGAAGAACGCACCGGUUAUUCUUGGCACCACCCUGUUGAUCGGUGUUCUAGGGGGAGCUACGUACCUGGCUUUUCUUUACAUGAAGAAGAGGCUGACUGUGUCCUUCUGAGGGAAUGUUUGAGUUGCUUUGGGACUGAAAGGUCGAUAAACACAGAAACAUUUCAAAGUUAAUUCAUUAAGAAAUUAAUAAUAUGUAAAGGAAACAAAGGUUAAUUGUAUUGUUUUAUGUGUUGCUGGUUGCACAAAAUGCACUUUUUGUCAUUCUCAAUUCUGUAUUACACAUCAAAGGAUAAUACUGGUAAUUCUUUUGCGAUUUUUCAUAGAUCAUAUAGAUGUAUAACAUACAUGUGGCUUUGAAGCUCUACAUAUGAAGA
Molecule: messenger RNA, 1354 nt
Organism: Cyclopterus lumpus (lumpfish)
Lineage: Eukaryota; Metazoa; Chordata; Actinopteri; Perciformes; Cyclopteridae
Gene: gdap1
Product: ganglioside induced differentiation associated protein 1
Biological process (GO): mitochondrial fusion; mitochondrial fission
Cellular component (GO): mitochondrial outer membrane
Source: RefSeq, a predicted model, not a curated record